This is a messenger RNA of Pseudonaja textilis, 3307 nucleotides long. The record is from RefSeq and is a predicted model, not a curated record. Lineage: Eukaryota; Metazoa; Chordata; Lepidosauria; Squamata; Elapidae.
AAAGAAGCAAUACUGCGUGUUCACACAGGGAAAUUUAAUUAGCUUUGAGUGUCUGCUACAGCUUCACAAUUGCAGUUUUCUUUCAUUUGAAGUGAUUUCAAAUGCCAGCUUUAGGUUACCUGUCAAGGUUGUGUAAGCCUAUCUUGUUUCCUCUGUACAUCCUCUUUUAACUAAUAUUUAUUUGAUGGUUGAUGAGGCUAGAGCUCAUUUCUCUGCCUUUGUGAAUGUAAGUUGUAUAGUUCUUGUGGCUUCCUGUUUAAAUGUGUUGGUUUCUAACUCUGCAAACCUGUUGUGAGAGGACAGAAUAAGUUGAUGGGAUCCCCAUCCCAUGUGCCAAUCCUUUUGGUGUAAUAACUUCCUAUGCAAGUGGGAUUUUUAAAUUUAAUAUGUGGGUUUUCAUAAGAUCAGAUGAAAUCUUAAUAUUAUUUCCUGUCUUUAUACAGGACGCGAGGAGCAUAUUUGAGAGAUGUGAGGAGGCGGAAGCCCAAGGGUCGAGUCAGGUCUCCAUUGAGCUGGAAAAGAAUUUCUACAGUUUCCCAAGGCAGUACUUUGUCCUGCGCAAAAUUAUUAAGAGCCUCACAGGAGAUUUGACCCUCGACCCGGAAACAGCUCACCCCAACUUAGUGAUCUCUGAGGACCGCAAGAGCGUCAAGUUUGUGGAGCAGCGCUUGCGAGAUCUGCCCGAUAGCCCGAAACGUUUUACCAUCUAUCCUUGUGUGCUGGCCACAGUAGGUUUUACUUCAGGACGUCACUACUGGGAGGUAGAGGUGGGGGAAAAGACUCACUGGGCCCUGGGGGUUUGUAAGAACUCAGUAAGCCGUAAGGGGGAGACAACCUCUCUCCCGGAGACUGGCUAUUGGCGGGUACGGCUCUUCAAUGGAGACAAAUACGCAGCUACCACAACCCCGUUCACUCCGCUGCACAUUGCUGUCAAGCCUAAGCGAGUAGGCGUCUUCCUGGACUACGAGGCAGGCAAGCUCUCCUUCUACAAUGUGACGGACCGUUCCCACAUGUAUACCUUCACCGACAUCUUCACCGAGAAACUUUGGCCUUUCUUCUACCCAGGAAUCCGGGCUGGGCGCAAGAAUGCAGCCCCACUAAUCCUCCGUCCGCCCACGGACUGGGAAUAACAAAAUGGCCCUGAUCCCCAUCUUCCUUUGCUACGCUUAGCCCUUGAAUUGUGUAGAGAGAGUUUUCCCAGCUCAGCUUCUCUAUGGGAAAGAGAGCCAGCAGCAGUGGUCUGCCUACUAAGCAGUGCAGUCCCCAGCCAGAAGCGAAGCAUCGCAGAAGGGAAGGGUUUUCACGCCUAGUGUUUAAUGUUGGGCUUUUAAGCCUUUUCAAGGCGACGUUACACUAGGAAAGGUUUGGAGAAGGCAAACCUUUGUUAAGGUUUAAAGCAAAGACCUUGUCCUUUUCUGUAAUCUGCAACUUCCGUUUCUGAGAUAUUGGGUUGCAGGUAAAUCUGGGGGAAGAACACCUGUUAAGCUUAGUCUAGUGUUUGGCAACGGGCCAUAUAGGAUUGCAUUGGCAGUGGGCAAAGCUGGUCAAAUGUGGGAAAGGCAGCCGUUUUCUGUGCACUGUAGAGGGAGGGGAAUCUCCCUUGGAAGGGGUUACAAACAUGCUUAAACGUUGCUUGUAUAAAUGGUGGAAAUUAUUUCUCGACAGCCUGUUUUUACCGGCAGGUCGAGUGGAUGCAGGAUAGGAGGAAACUGUAGUGCAUAGUUGAGAAUGCUAUAAACCAAGGAAGCUAAGGAAACCAUUCUCUCCAAGCUGAUUGUUCAAAGCCACCAAGGAUCGCUGAAGCUUUACUGUUGACUUGUGGCUGCAACCAAGUGGCAGAGGUGGGCUCCGACAGAAAAAGUAUUGAGUCAAUCAUGAUAUUGAUUUAGCUACCGAAGGAAUUGCUUUCCGGCGGUAUCAUUUGGCGGGGUGUCUUAUGAGUCGAAAUGCAUUUGUGAUUGCAUCAGAAGGGCUAGUGCACAAUAUCUCCCAGCUCAUAGAUUUUGGCCUGUGGCAUUUCAGCUGUGUAUCCUCAGAUGCUUGUAGACUCCCUCAGAGAUAAGUUGAGUGUUGGGCAUCUGGAUGGUGAGACAAAUAGCUUAUGGCAUUUGCCUAGUCAGGGAAACUUCAAAUUCAAAAAGAAAAACAGGGGUCAGAAAUACAGUCGCUUUCAAUGGAAUUUGAAUGUCUUCCAGUACUUCACCACAAAUGUAAUCUCCUGUCCUGGGCUUUCUUUAGUAUAAAUGAAUGCCCAUUGACAGGUACCGCUGAGCCAAAAUAGGCACAGGAGCACAUUUUCAGUAUAAAACUGACCACCGACCUUCUCUCCCACUAUUCAAAAGCAUCUCUCUCCUGGAGAUGGGCAUUGGACAAAAGCCAAAAGCUGUUUGCACAUUCAGAAUCCAGGUAGAUUGGUUUGACUGUGCAGUGAUGUGCCAUGGCUCUGCUAGCUACAGGAUCUGUGUCCCUCUCAAAUAAUCUUGGCUAAUCUAUUGCUCUCUUAUGUUUGUUAGGGGACAGCUUAUACCAGGGGUGUCAAACUCGAUUUAAUUGAGGGCUGCAUCGGGGUUAGGUUUGACCUCGGGGGGUCGGGGGUGGACGUGGCCAGGGUGGACGUGGCCAGAUUGAAAUCACUCGUGUCGGGGGCGCCUGUGGCCCGAGUGCUCGAUCAGUGAAAAUGGGUUCCCGAGCUUUGUUUUUGGCUGGGAUGGCCUCUUGCAGCCCUCUGCUAGAGAAAAUGGAGCGCCCUGAGCUCUGUUUUUGCUGGCAGAGGGCUGCAGGAGGCCGUCUUGGCCACAAUCAGAGCUCGGGAGAGCCGUGUGUGUCUCUCCUGAACUCUAUUUUCACCGGCAGAGGCACUGCAGGCCAGAUUUUUGCUGUUUCCAGGGUGGCCCCCUGGGCCAGAUCUAAGCACCCCCUGGGCUGGAUCCAGCCCCUAGGCCUUGAGUUUGAUACCCCUGGCUUAUAACUUGACCAAUGGUUGUACAUCGUGGAAACUUUAAUCCUAAUGUGCCCAGUAGCAUCAGUGAAAGGCUAUCUAUCUUUGAAAGAAAGCCUGCCUUGCUUUGUAUUAGUAUCUGGGCAAAAUGUUAAAAUACAGACAGAAAAAGAUAACAGCAAAUACGUGGUUAAACAGCAUGCAAAAUAAUAAAGUGGGAGAUACUAUGUGCCUGUGUGUGUACGUAAUUCUCUUCCCUGCUCCUUUGACCAAAAAAACAAACUAAAAACCCCCUAACAAAAAUACAGCCUUUUUGACAAUGGAACCUCAGCUGCCUUCAUUUUAGCCUCCAAGGUUUUGUUCUGGAUU